AUGAAGGACCUCCAUGAACGCCAGAGAGUCCGCUUCUCCAAGCGUGCUACUAGUAGCAAGUCCGACCAUCUGCUUGAAGCUGGCCACGAUAGUUCUGCAGAGGAUACUGUGUCUUCCACUGGGAGUGAGGCAGCGGAGGAGGUGGGCCCCCAGGCUUCUGGCGCGCAAAGCGAAGAUAUCUAUGACGAUCUUGUCGAAGAGGGGCACCUUGAUGCAGACUUGCCAAUCCGCCACGACAAACGCCCGCCGUCCCACGAGUCUAAGGCAGACACACCGGAUUUCGCUUUACCACCCAUGAGCACUCGUACUUUCGUGGAUGGCUCGACUAACCACUCGUUGGCCACGGGCAAGCGCAGCGAUCUUGACGACAAGGUGGCGGCCGUUACUGCCGACGACGAGAAAAAGCAGAAGGAAUCGCGCAAUAUCAUAGCCGUUCUCCUGACAACUGUGAUUCAAUGGGUUCGUUGGCGUGUUGAGCUCCUUUUGAGCAUUUGCUGUCGUCGCAACCCGAGUCCCCCGCAAACGCAGCGUAAGCGUCACCCACGAUUCUUCCGGACGGACGGAAAUAUCGUGCUCUGCGUCCAAUCCACGCUCUAUAAUGUCCACAGACAUUAUCUUGCGCCCGACAACGAAAAUUCGGUCUUCACGAACCGACUCAACGAACAACCCGCCACUGAAGACAACCCGUUUGUGUUGGACGUUGAUGACGGCCACGACUUCGAUGCUUUUCUCGACAGGGCAUAUUUAAGGCAUGAAGUUACCAGCGCCGACCUCGACACCUUGGUGGCAGCGCACAAGUUUUCUGAUAAAUAUGGACUACGCCAGGAGGCGCGAGAGACGCUGAAAACCAUCGGUGAAAUCCUGUGCGAGUUUGUCCCCAGCGAGAGUGGCGUUAGCGAGCCCCUUCCAUCGCACCACUUUCCUCCGGCGCGCUGCGUGAACCUCCUUUGCUUCCUUGACAAGACCCCCCCUACUAGUAUUUCGGAGUUCCUGACGAUGUACGGUGGCCCCGUGCGCCAUCACCAUCGUCUGAACCGUCUGAAGCGUGGUCUCGAGGCAACCCUGUUGCAAUUCACCAGGGACCGCGCCAUUCCUUUGCAGGAAGCACUGGAUAUCGCCGAGGAACAUGGCUUCCGCCGUCUGCUGGGGGAGCUUUACUAUCUCGCCCUCCGCAAGAAAUCCCGCGCAGACCGGGCAAGCGGUGUCGUCCCUGCUCCCACCGAGAUCGUCAUGGCCCCCACUAUCUUCGACUUGACAGCAGAGAUGCUGCACGAGAAACACGAGCGCCGUAUCCUGAAGGGGUUUGCGUCUCUAGCCACCUGUGGUCAGCGCGUGGCAAAUGAGUUGCGCGCGGCCAGCCUGUGCGACUGCAACAAACUAACCGCGGACGGAUCCAGCCAGUGUCUCAGAAAGCGGCAGCGCAUGACAUCGGGGGUGCACCACCACAGCCCCGAUCUCCGGCGGUUCUUCGAGUGGGCGGGAAACCCGAAGCAAGCAGAAGAAGUUUGCUGUUCAUCGAAGUCCCGCGAGUUCGGGGAGCGGCUGAGGGAGCUCCACAGGGAAAUGGAUCGUACCCUUGCCGACCAUUUUCUCGAGACGUAA
This is a messenger RNA of Mycena indigotica, 1602 nucleotides long. Its product is annotated as BTB domain-containing protein. The coding region runs from base 1 to 1602 and encodes 533 amino acids. The transcript has 5 exons. The record is from RefSeq and is a predicted model, not a curated record. NCBI's taxonomy places the organism in Eukaryota, Fungi, Basidiomycota, Agaricomycetes, Agaricales, Mycenaceae.